Messenger RNA from Penicillium pulvis, 1248 nucleotides. RefSeq lists its product as uncharacterized. The transcript has 3 exons. The coding region runs from base 1 to 1248 and encodes 415 amino acids. The record is from RefSeq and is a predicted model, not a curated record. NCBI's taxonomy places the organism in Eukaryota, Fungi, Ascomycota, Eurotiomycetes, Eurotiales, Aspergillaceae.
AUGAAAUCCAUUGAUUUUCCUGGGCGCUUGACGCUCUUGGCACUUAUUGAAGACUUUAAGCCUGGUUCCCAAGGGGGCAUCUUCAGCGGCGAUAGAAUAUCGCGAGCCGACCCCAAUUAUUCGAGCGCAGCUUUGUGCAUUCGAGCUUUACUGCCGCUCACACGCUUGCGGAAUGACUCGCUCGCUUUACCAAUCUUCAGUCUCCUCACGACUUAUAUGGGGAACCUGAAAAACGACAUAAAGCUAGCACAGCUCGCACAGUCAUCGUAUACGUCCGCCUUGAAAAAGGCUCGUCCACAUAUCCAGCAGGUCAUAGAGAAUGGCCAACGCGGUGCUCAACAAAAGGCCAACAUUGAAUUAAUCUUGCUAUUAGCUAUAGCUUUUCUAGUAUUUGAGUUCGUGAACGAAAAUGAGUACUCAGAAGUAGCCCUUUUGGCCCACAUCCGCGGUGUGUUAAGCAUCUUAGAGCUCUAUGGGCCGCGCAAUUGCUCUUCACCACAAAUGCGACAAGCUUUUAGUGGAUUUAGGGGGGUCUUUCUUUCUGUUAGACUUGACAGACAUAAUCCAACCUUCUUAGCCGAUUCAGAUUGGAUUCGCCUCCCAUUUCUGAAUAUUCGGAAGACCAAAAAGGAGCUUCUCCACGAUAUUGCGUUGCAAAUACCACGGCUCUUCUACCAAACAAAUCGAUGGUUCUAUGGGCUUGAACAUUCUGCUCCCAACGACUCCAGCCGCGCAGACCUCUCAGAAUCCCCGAGGGAAAACCCAGAAACCGCUCUCUCACUUUUAGAUGACUAUUGGGCGGUCUUUGAUCAACUGGAAGAGUGGGAAAGCAACUGGAAAGCUUCUGAACAAGGUCCCCUGUACUGGCAUUCUAAUAUCCCAAUAUCCAGCAAGUUGGUCGACAUCGACCCAGUUUGCAUACCCUCUUUCCCAACUGAAACAUACCAAGUUCGCUUCCGAAAUACCCAAAAGGCAGGACUUGCUAUUGCCUUUUGGUCUUUUCGUCUGGAACUUCUUAUGGGAAUGAUCAAACUCCAGCAAAAGUUAUCUGGCACACAGGUUGACUCAUUGGAAAAGAACCUGGCCAUGGCAGAAGAAACUGCUUUUCUAAUUCUGCAAACGGCACCAUACCUUACAAGUUGUUUUGAGGGUACAGUAGCUUCAAAGGCACCGCUUCGAACUAUAACGAGAUAUUUUGAGCUGAGAGCUCUGGAGGGAGACUUCAAUCCACCGUCAGCUAGCAUUUGA